GCUCUGGCUUACUUUGAGCCAGCCACCGGAAAGGAUCGAACCCGAGUGGGCAACCGGUGCAGUAUGGUUCAAGAUUGCUGAGCUCCUCGGGGUGGAGUUGCAACAGCUGAACAAGGCAUGGGAGCCGCUGCUAGCGGCCUUGCGCCGAAUCGAUGUCGAGUUCUCCCAGGGAGAAAACCCCAACAUGUCUCACCAUAUUCCUGUACGCCUUCGACCGUCUCAACAGGAGACCAAGCUGGAGGCCCCGCGUGAUGCUCUACAUUUUGCCGCUUGGAACCUAGGUGGGCCUCACUUCCUUGACAACGAAACGUGGAUGCUGGUCCAUGGAAAACUCCAGCUUGAAUGGAGAGGCAGGGGAGAGCAAAUCCUCACAUGGUGCACUGAACUAGGCAUCAGCCUGAUUGAUUACGUUGCUGCCCGUAACCUUGCGGUCCCCUUCGCCUCGGUAGGUCCCAAAGGUAAGGUCAUGUGGUGUGCAAGGCAGCUGAAAGCCGAUUGCCAUACCGUUCUAGCCUCGACCAUUGGCCCGCAAGCAGACCACCACCAUGCCAUUGCAGCAGUCGCCCAACUCAUUUCUGAGCCAGUCCACCGGUCUCUGAAAUUCCAGGAGUCCGCUAACCUCAAGCAGCUCCGUAGAGCGGCUAAGGGGGCCCCCCCUGGUAGCAAUGCGCGGGCCGCGUGGAAGCAAGUAGGCAAGGUUCUUCACCGGGAAAGGCGGGAGUGGCAAAAAGGCCUAGCAGACAGAGCGGGAAAUAUGGAAUGGAAUGCAUACCGUGCAAUUAAACAAAAGUCGUCGCGGUCCAACUGGGCCGAACACCUGCUAGACACAGACAACUGGGAGGGUGACCUCCACAAGCACAUGACAUUGAUCUUUGCCAAACGUCCCGCUGAUGCCACGAGAGUAGCGAUGCAGGAAAUGAGAGACACGUGCAGUCGGCUGUGUAAGGGGCGCCCAUGGCGCCCCUUCAGCGAAGCAGAGAUGCGAAUCACCAUGGCAAAAUGGAAGCGCCGCAAGGCAACAGGCACCGAUGGGAUCUCCCUUGAAGCGCUACAACUCCUCUUUGAGGAUGCACGGUGGCGCCCUCGCAUCGCCGAGUUGAUCAACGAUAGCCUCUACAAAGGGGAGCUGACCCCUUGGGUCGCGGAAGGCGCCUCUGUCCUCCUCCCCAAAACGGCGGUUCCCAAAGGCUGGUCUGACACCAGACCGAUCACCUUAUCCAGCGCGAUCCUCAAGUGGAUCGCCCAACUCCUCCUUCUUCGGGGGACCCCCGCCCUCCUCGACUGUUGUCAGCACCAAUGGGCGAGCAAGGGUAAGCGAGGGGUUGAGCUCAUUUUGGCAAUGCGCAAAUUAGCACGAGUGGCACAUGAAUGGCGCACACCGUUUUAUGUAGUGAAAAUUGAUAUAGCUAAGGCCUUCGACUCUAUUGCGCAGGAAAAACUAGGCGACCUGGUUAUGAGAAAGAUUGCACAUCGGGGUGAAAUGCCCUGGGAAGCUCGUCUAUGGCUCAGUCUGCUCGAAGCAAGACAACUGAAUUUCUACGUGCAAAAAUACAAAGUCCCAGUCACCCAAACCAACGGAGUGCGCCAAGGCAGCCCUGACAGCCCUGUCCUUUUUGCAGCCGAGAUUGGGGAAACCCUCGACGCAGUGUUGCAGAGUGUCCGGGGAGGUAGUCCCCCACAGGUAGGCCGCCACAACGCCUUGACGCCGCCACCGCAUUCAGGUGCUGCUUUUAUGGACGACACCUAUGUCUGGGGAGAGUCCCCGGAAUAUGUCCAAGAAGUCCUCUGUGAACUUGAAAAACGGUUCCUUGAACUAGGGCUGCGCAUCAAUGCAAAAAAGACUCAGGUCAUCUCCAACCUGCCAGAUGACCCCUUUCGGUUCACUAUAGGCGGAGCCGGCCCGAGCCCAAGCCCGCAUGUCAUUGCCGUUGACUCCAGUGGUGAAAGCGACCUUUCCGAUGUCCCCUGGGUGACGGACAUGCCUGUGCCCGAGCCGGGGCUCAUCCCCGAACUUCCUGUACACCUUCGGCAUCCUCGACGGCUUUCCCGGGACUACGUGAACAACGAGCUCGAGUACAAGGGGAACCAACCGCAUGCCGGGCAUCCUCAAACCAUGGCGUACCAAGGGGGCAUGGUCCCCCAAAGUUCCCAAGGCCAAGACGCAGGAGCCCAGAGCAUCCCGGCAUACAGGAUUGGCUAUGCUCCCACCUACGAUCCAGCAGCUGACCCAUGGCACGAGGACGGUUUUUUCCCUGGAGUUUCGCCAGCCAUGAGCGCUUCCUUGUCGACGCCACAGUACCCUCUGACGCAACCACAACAACCACAAGCUCAGCCCUCCUACGCCAAUGCCUACCCGUACGGCCCAUGGGAAGAUGAAGUGGACCAGCCAUCGCCAAUAAUCACGGCACAACCUGCUGCGCCGCAACAACCACCUCACCUACUUCAGCAAGGCCAGUUCGACCCGCCGACAAUGGACCCCUGGAACGUUAUCGCCAGGCGCUAUGCCUCCUCCGGACCCCUACUACCGCCAGACCAAUGGGGCCACAAUGCACUGGGACUUGCCGGGGGACGACGCCCCCAACAGCCUGGGUCACCUAGCCUCAGCGAGGCCACCACAUGUGCUGGCGAUGACACUCACAUGGACUGCAUGGAUGAAGAAGCUGUGCCAGAAGCGGCUCCCCAUGAUGCAACAACCACAGGGGAGUCAUCCCCGGAUGACGUCACAGAGCCAGCUGAAGCCCAACAGGACAACGACGAGGAGUACGAGCCAACCGAUAACCAACAAGAUGACGAUUGGGAGAGUGACACCUCCGACAGCGAAGAUGAUGCCGAGAACGACGAGCCCGAGUCCACCACACCAGCCACGGGGAAGAAAACCCCCAAGCGAGCAGCAGGACAUGGGUCCCAACGCCUGGCCAACAAAGCCAAAAAAUCCGACGUCAAGAAGAGAUGGCGCGAGCUGGAGUGGGGGAAAAAACCACAGUGGUUGAGUUGGCGAGGCACAACAUGGUCCCCUCCAAGCCAGUCGGUGGUGCGACAUCCACCGCGCCAAAAUGUGGAGCCUACCAUUGUGAUUUACAAAUUCUGGCUCGUCGUUAUCGACCAAGCACCACAGCCAACAGCAGACCGAGCAGACCGAUUACCACUGCGACAAGGAGACAGCUUUUGGCUCGAAUGGCGUGGACAAGAACGGACCUGGCAACGCCGACCGCGAUUCUACAACGAUGUCAACGUCCUGGGGGGAUUCGCCGUCAUCCCCGAAACACAGGCUCCGCGUCCACCCACUCCGCCGCAGCGGCGUGACCCCACGACCCAAAAGGCCCAGCCCAAUUAUCAGGGAGGUUUCAACCCUCAGCGCUUCGUGGACACCAGACCUUUGAGGGGCAGACUGAUACCACCAUCAACCAGCUCCUCCCCAUCUACGGCCACCACCAGCAGUCCGACCUCAAGGCAGCAGCAGCAGCAAGGCGAUGCCAACACGCUCGAGCAGCCCCCCACACCCUUGCAAGCACGCCAAGCCGUGAGGACAACACAAGCUGAGCAACGGCAACCUCACCGAGGGAACCCCCAGCGAGCGGCGAGCAAAGCAAAGCCCCCCCCACCGCCCACCACCUCCUCUGGCUCAGAGUCUGAGACUAGCUGGCCCAGCGAAGACCCAGCGCCACCUGAAGGGGAUGAUGCAGCUCUUACUCAGAUUCGGGCGAACAUGACGAACACGAGGCUAGCUACGCCUAUUUCGAUGCCAGGGGAUGUGAACUCCUUCAUGCAACAGCGCCGCACCACACCUACGACAAGCACCUCAGGGGAGCAGGCAGGGGAGAUGCUGCCACCACCACGUGACCCACCUCAACCACCACAACCUCCUGCGGAUCCAGCCCCACAACCACUCGAACCAGAGAACCCUUGGUACUCAGUGGCAGCCAACUUUGACGGCGAGUUCACGGUGAGUGGCCUGCUCCGGGUCCUUCAAAAGAUCCUACACGAGAUGCUCCAGCAGACCUUCGCCAUGCCGAACGAGUACAUCACCCAUCUGGCAUAUCACUCCUGCUACUACAUCUCCAAGCUCAUGAGCACCAACGACCGCCAACUUCAGCGCCAGGAACAGGGGGAAGCCCCUAGCGAAGCAAACGGACCAGGACCGACAGCUAUGGUUUUCUGCAUCACGAAUCCCUUUGUGGAAGCAGAAGCAGCACUAGACAGCUUGGUACAACAUCAACGUGAUCUACCACGACGACAUCUCCUCAAAGAACUCCGACGAGCUGAAGCACUCCUAAAGGAUGGCAGGGCUAUUUUCAAAAGCUGGUCAAGGAACCCAAACGCACCUGGCGCUUUACCGGGGACUGCAGCCUCGCAAAAUGCCCUGGACGGCAUAGAUUUCUCCUUCCUCGCCAGCGAAGAAGGGGGGGUCGCAAACCUUGACGAGUCCCUGCGUAUUGCUCUGGCUGCAACACAACGAUGCAGCCACUACAUGAAUCAGCUCUUGGACUGGAUUCAGGGGCAUUUCCAAGCAGAGAACGCGGAGGGUAGCCCCUCGCCGAAAAAGCGGAGAGUUGAGAGACCUUCCGGCAGCGACUGCCGUCCUGACUUUGCUCCCGAGCCAGCCGACACCACGCUACCAGCCAACAGCCAAACGGGGGAACCACCACGGGAAGUACCGGUACGCCCUGACGAUCCUCGACAGCACGACCCUGCACUACCACAUCGAGAUCCUGGAGGAGCUGAGCCGGGGGCCGCCCCGUACAACAUCCUACGAGCCCAGCAACUGUUGGAAGGAGUCAUGCCCUUCACCGAACAAGAGGUGGCGACAAGCCUUCAGGAAGUGCACUCCUUGCUUUUCCAAUGGACGUCAAGCCUAUGGGGUGUACCCAUUGUGCUAAGCGACAGCCUGGGCAGCGAAGGGCCUUCAGCCACACCGCACCCUCAACUCGAAGAGGGACAAGAAGCUUUGCCUACACUACCUGCGGGAAACAGCAGUGAUGAGACCGAGACAGUCACGGUGGACUCGCACCGCCUGGUAAAGGAAAGAGAGAGGGACGGAGGGAGAGGAAGUGAGGAGGCUGAGAUCCACGGCAACUUGGAGAGGCGGCUUCACACUCUGAAGGCACCCGCUAGCAUCCAUUACCCAGCAAAUCUCACAGGCAUACAGUAUCAGUGGAACAUCUUGCACGGCUUCGCUGAGUUGGCCCAAGCAGGGGCCAUGUCACAUGGCUCCAUCUCCGAGAGUGAGGGGAUGCUGGACCUUCCGAUUACAUCGGACCACCUCCGCAAUGCCCAUGAGGAGGUCGGCAAAUUCGACGGGUCAGGGCCCAGGUCUCGCAUGGUUUUGGUCGGUGGAACUGCCCUGGUCUCCUUUGCCCUGGUGAAGCGAAGCCGGGCUGUCAAGAGAGCUAUGCGAGUUGCUAGGCCGCUGCGUCAGCCUGCCUUUGGCUGGACAGUCUCGGUGCCGUCGGCAAGUCUAAGUACGGCUCUUGUCCUACCAGUUGCAAAUCGGCGAGCGAAGACGUGCACAGCGUCGGCCCUGAAGGGCGUUGCAGCGAAGCUGCGAGAUGCUGAAAACUUGGAGCCCAAAUCUCCACCCGAGGACGAUAGCCCUCGCCCUGCUGCCGAGCCGAAGCGUUCCACACGGCACGCUGCAUCUGAAAAUUCUCCUGGGACUGAGCUCCUUCUAGAGCUUGAGGAGAUUUUUGAUGCAUGCGCUCCACCCAAAGGGUGUCUGUGUGAAGGGUCUUUCCAAAGAGUGGUGGCUCUCUUGAACGAACGGUUCGGUGUGGGAAUUCAAUGUCAUGACGCAGAGCGACUUCGGAUUCAAUGCCAGAACGGACGAGGCGAAGUUGACCGCGGGGUCUUUCUCAGUGAGGUGGGCACCCUCUUGAAAGCACUCAGGUCUUCUCAGGGCCUCUCACUCACGCAGCUUCGGAUCAUUAUGGCGACGGCGUUUGAACGCUUCGACACAGAUGCAGAUGGCAACAUCAGUGAGACCGAGUUUGCAGCCGCCUUAUCCAGUUGCGACAUCCAUCUGAGUGGGAGUGAAAUAGCGGUGCUUUUGAAGCUCUUGUCGCCGGGCUCCACAGACGACGCGGUCUCUGUGAUGAGAGAGGAGCAAGUUCAGGCAGCUUUCGAGGGCGCACGCGAGAAGUUAGCCGACGCCACGGGAUGGAACAGUGCGCUGACGAUGGCAGAGCGGUUGCUUGCCGUCUUCAACGAGCCAGGCACCCCGAAGAGCCAGCUUUACCGCGCGAUUGCUGCUUUUGUCGGGAAGGAUGUGACAAGUGAGAUGUUGGCUGACACAAGCGAGCUUCUCAUCACCUUGGCAAGUGCGGUGCUUGUGUUGCAAGCCCAUAGCCAAGAAGGGCAGAUACUUCCGGCUGAAUGGGUGGGUCAGUUCGGAGUCCUUGCAAAUGACAUGACCGGUGCAUUCAACGAUCUUUUCGACUCCGGCCCAAUGGGCCCCGUGCUGUUGUCAGGGCUCCUGGGAGCCUUCAAAUCCUUGCGGACUCAUGAGCAAGUGUCCCUGAGUGAGAGAGAGGCUUUGCUCUUUGCUCGUGGCUUCCACGACAGAGGCUGCUCUACAACUCUCUUUCAAAAGCUGCUGGCAUGCGGGCAUUGCCAAUGGACAUUUGCUGCAGCAGGAGACAUGUUGGAGGGAUCGACGACAGGGCAGGUUCAAAUUCUCGUGCGCGGGGAAGUAGAAAUGCAGAGUUCAGAGAAAUGUCUGACUAUCCAACCCGGCGAGGUCAUGAAGAGGUGCUGUGAUGGCGAGAAGGUGAUUGCAUCUGCCAGUGCAUUAUACGUCACCCUUGAUGCUGAACAGCUGGCCCAGUGCGUUCAGAACUCCUCCGACAGUCUCCUUGUCGCACUGGCCACGGAGCUUCUGGAUGAUGUCGGGAUCGAAGAAGCGGGCGAGGUGGAAAGCCGUCUCGAAGUGCGAGAAGACACCGGGGCAAGGUCUCAAAGCCCGGAUAGCUCGGAAAGUACGCAAGGAUGGCUUUCGCCUCUCAAGGCGGCCCUGCAGGUGCAAGCCAAGCGAAAGGGCUUCUCAUUAUGCACAGAAAUCACCGAUGGCUUACAGCACAUCAUAUCACAAACGGAUAUUUCCAUGCCGGAGAAAUUAGAGAGGUGUCGCGCACUGGUCCUCGACAAUGCAGAUGUUUUCGUUGAAAGCUUCGAGGCGCUUGUGGAUAUAACUGGAGCUUGUUCUGCACUUCUUGCUCUGUGGAACCAUUCUUCAGCUCCGACACCAGAGAACAUUCUCCAGCUGGCUCCAAUAAUGAUUCUCCUGAGUCUAGUCCUUGUGCACGCUGCACGUCGUGGUGCAUCGACCGUUUUUAGCUCCCUGGGUGUGGCGAGUCCAUAG
This is a messenger RNA of Symbiodinium necroappetens, 7354 nucleotides long. NCBI's taxonomy places the organism in Eukaryota, Dinophyceae, Suessiales, Symbiodiniaceae. The record is from the annotation of a GenBank genome assembly.